Molecule: messenger RNA, 998 nt
Organism: Pomacea canaliculata
Lineage: Eukaryota; Metazoa; Mollusca; Gastropoda; Architaenioglossa; Ampullariidae
Exons: 3
Coding region: 78-416 (112 amino acids)
Source: RefSeq, a predicted model, not a curated record
UAAUCAGGAACCUUGGCAUAGGUGCUGCUAAUACAGCUGCUCGUGUUGGAGGGGUGCUGGCGCCGAUUGUGCUCAACAUGGACAAUGAGGAAGAGGUUGUUCACGGCUACAUUGUGGUGGGUAUCCUGAUGGGAGUUUCGGCCUUCACGUUGUUGUUGUUGAAGGAAACUAAAGGUCAAGACCUUAGAGACAGCAUGACCUCUGUUGAGGUCGACAACAGAAUUGUCAAUGAGCCAUCAAGCCGGACAUCCAGUCUGGAUGAUGAUGCCCCACCGAUGACAGAGGAGCCAUCAUGGUCAGGUUCUAGGACGGAUGCUGCUAGUGCUGUUAUAUCGAGGACAGGAGAGCCGGCAAAACCUUUGACCCCGACCUCAUAUGAAGCCAAGGAGGAGGUGGAGGUGAAGGUCGAAUAUUAAGAAGUAGUUCGUGUUCGUCUAAGUAUGAACCUUUGUGUUUGUGUGUGUGAAACAACAAAUUUCACACUGCCACCUUCAUGUACGACCUGUUGCGCAUGUAGUGUAUGAAAGUCAUCAAAGGGAUAAAUUACAAAGGACAAAUUAAACUUAUGUUGGCGUUGCCUGAUGACAAAACAAAAACUAAUUCUAUUUAAAUUUCUUCAUCUAUUUAGUAUAUUGUUUGUUUAUAACGAAAAGAUUUUUAAUCUCAUGUUUUUGUAGCUUUCAUUCCAGUGACAGGAGAUUUUGAAUCUGUUGAUCAAGCUCUUUUAAACAGAAGUGUGAUAUAUAUAUAUAUGUAUAUUGUAUAAGAAAACAUUCAAACAAACGAUCAAACAAAGCUGAUAAAUAAUAAAAUAUUUAAUCUGUAAGAAAUUAUUUGUAACUUGCCGUAUAUAUCACUGUUGUGAACUGCAUGUUUAUUCCGGUAAAUAUUUGUUUAUAAACCGCUUGAACCUGUCCUUUCAUGACAACUGCAUGCCGUAAGGGUGUUGUGCUGCGAUUGAGUUGAAAGGUCACGAAGAGAAAAUACAGAGGCACGCG